AAAUGGCUGCAAGCAACUGACCUCCCUAGAGAAGUGUACCAGCAUUUAACCCACUAUGUACCCAAAAUCUACUGCAGGGGUCCCAACCCUUUUCCACAGAAAGAAGACAUGCUGGCACAGCACGUUUUGUUGGCACCAAUGGAAUGGUACCUUUGUGGUGAAGAUCCUGCAUUUGGAUUUCCAAAACUUGAACAAGCAAACAAACCUUCUCAUCUUUGUGGUCGUGUUUUUAAAGUAGGAGAGCCUACAUACUCUUGCAGAGACUGUGCAGUUGACCCAACUUGUGUUUUAUGCAUGGAGUGCUUUUUGGGAAGUAUUCACAGAGAUCAUCGAUAUAGGAUGACAACAUCAGGAGGUGGAGGUUUCUGUGACUGUGGUGAUACUGAAGCUUGGAAAGAGGGUCCUUACUGUCAAAAACAUGAACUUAACCCUUCUGAAAUUGAGGAAGAAGAGGAUCCUCUUGUUCAUUUAUCAGAAGAUGUGGUAGCAAGAACUUACAACAUUUUUGCUAUUAUGUUUCGGUAUGCAGUAGAGCUAUUAACAUGGGAAAAAGAAAGUGAAUUGCCAGCAGAUUUAGAGGUGGCAGAGAAGAGUGACACCUACUAUUGUAUGCUGUUUAAUGAUGAGGUUCACACCUAUGAACAAGUUAUUUAUACUCUCCAGAAAGCUGUUAACUGUACGCAAAAAGAAGCCAUUGGUUUUGCAACUACAGUAGAUCGAGAUGGACGUAGGUCUGUUCGAUAUGGAGACUUCCAGUAUUGUGAGCAAGCAAAAUCAGUAAUUGUGAGAAAUACCAUUAGACAGACAAAGCCACUCAAAGUUCAAGUUAUGCAUUCAUCUAUUGUCGCACAUCAGAAUUUUGGUUUGAAAGUUUUGUCUUGGCUGGGAAGUAUUAUUGGAUAUUCAGAUGGCCUUCGCCGGAUUUUAUGUCAAGUUGGUUUGCAAGAAGGGCCAGAUGGUGAAAACUCUUCUCUAGUGGACAGAUUGAUGCUUAGUGAUUCCAAAUUAUGGAAAGGUGCUAGGAGUGUAUAUCAUCAGUUGUUCAUGAGUAGUCUGCUUAUGGAUUUGAAAUACAAGAAACUGUUUGCUGUUCGAUUUGCAAAAAACUAUGAGCGUUUGCAGAGUGAUUAUGUGACAGAUGACCACGACAGAGAGUUUUCAGUCGCAGACCUCUCGGUUCAGAUAUUCACAGUUCCUUCACUUGCUCGGAUGCUCAUCAUAGAAGAAAACCUGAUGACCAUUAUCAUUAAAACUUUUAUGGAUCAUUUGAGACAUCGAGAUGCCCAGGGCAGAUUUCAGUUUGAACGCUAUACUGCUUUACAGGCGUUCAAGUUUAGGAGAGUUCAGAGCCUUAUUUUAGAUCUCAAGUACGUGUUAAUUAGCAAACCAACUGAAUGGUCAGAUGAGCUGAGGCAGAAGUUCCUAGAAGGGUUUGAUGCCUUUUUAGAAUUACUAAAAUGUAUGCAGGGAAUGGAUCCAAUUACACGUCAAGUAGGACAACAUAUUGAAAUGGAACCAGAGUGGGAAGCAGCCUUUACGCUACAAAUGAAAUUAACACAUGUUAUUUCAAUGAUGCAAGACUGGUGUGCCUUAGAUGAAAAAGUGUUAAUUGAAGCUUACAAGAAAUGUCUCGCUGUAUUGACACAGUGUCAUGGUGGUUUUACUGAUGGUGAGCAGCCAAUCACACUAAGCAUUUGUGGACAUUCCGUGGAAACUAUCAGAUACUGUGUUUCCCAAGAAAAAGUUAGCAUUCACCUCCCAGUUUCUCGCUUACUUGCAGGUUUGCAUGUAUUAUUAAGCAGAAGUGAAGUGGCAUAUAAAUUUCCAGAGCUCCUACCUCUAAGUGAACUUAGCCCACCUAUGUUGAUAGAGCACCCUCUUAGAUGUCUUGUUUUAUGUGCCCAAGUACAUGCUGGAAUGUGGAGAAGAAAUGGAUUCUCUCUAGUAAACCAGAUUUAUUACUACCAUAAUGUGAAAUGCAGACGUGAAAUGUUUGACAAGGAUAUAGUAAUGCUUCAGACAGGUGUCUCCAUGAUGGAUCCAAAUCAUUUUCUGAUGAUAAUGCUCAGCCGCUUUGAACUUUAUCAGAUUUUCAGUACUCCAGACUAUGGAAAAAGAUUUAGUUCUGAGAUUACCCAUAAGGAUGUUGUUCAACAGAACAAUACGCUAAUUGAAGAAAUGCUGUACCUCAUUAUAAUGCUUGUGGGAGAGAGAUUUACUCCUGGAGUUGGACAGGUAAACGCUACAGAUGAAAUCAAGCGGGAGAUAAUUCAUCAGUUGAGUAUCAAACCUAUGGCUCAUAGUGAAUUGGUAAAGUCUUUACCUGAAGAUGAGAACAAAGAGACUGGCAUGGAGAGUGUAAUUGAAGCAGUUGCCCAUUUCAAGAAACCUGGAUUAACAGGACGAGGCAUGUAUGAAUUGAAACCAGAAUGUGUCAAAGAGUUCAAUUUGUAUUUCUAUCACUUUUCAAGGGCAGAACAAUCCAAGGCAGAAGAAGCUCAACGGAAAUUGAAAAGACAAAAUAGAGAAGAUACAGCCCUUCCACCUCCAGUUUUGCCUCCAUUCUGUCCUUUGUUUGCAAGUUUGGUUAACAUUUUGCAGUCAGAUGUCAUGUUGUGCAUCAUGGGAACAAUUCUGCAGUGGGCUGUGGAACAUAAUGGAUAUGCCUGGUCAGAAUCCAUGCUACAAAGGGUGUUACAUUUAAUUGGAAUGGCACUACAAGAAGAAAAACAACAUUUAGAGAAUGUCAUGGAAGAGCAUGUAGUAACAUUUACCUUCACUCAGAAGAUAUCAAAACCUGGUGAUGCCCCAAAUAACUCUCCUAGCAUACUGGCCAUGCUAGAAACACUGCAGAAUGCUCCCUACCUCGAAGUCCACAAAGACAUGAUUAGGUGGAUAUUAAAGACUUUUAAUACUAUUAAGAAGAUAAGAGAGAGUUCAUCUACCAGUCCUGUGGUAGAGACAGAAGGAACCAUAACAGAAGAGAGUUCAAGAGACAAAGACAAAGCUGAGAGGAAGAGAAAAGCCGAGAUUGCCCGACUGCGCAGAGAAAAGAUCAUGGCUCAGAUGUCUGAAAUGCAGCGACACUUUAUUGAUGAAAACAAAGAACUCUUCCAACAGACAUUAGAACUGGAUGCUUCAACUUCUGCUGUUCUUGAUAAUAGCCCUAUGGUUUCAGAUAUGACACUUACAGCAUUGGGUCCCGCACAAACUCAGGUCCCUGAACAAAGACCAUUUGUUACUUGUAUAUUGUGUCAAGAGGAGCAGGAAGUUAAAGUGGAAAGCAGGGCCAUGGUCUUGGCGGCAUUUGUUCAAAGAUCAACUGUAUUAUCAAAAAACAGAAGUGUAUUCAUUCAGGAUCCAGAAAAAUAUGACCCGUUAUUCAUGCACCCUGAUCUGUCUUGCGGAACACACACUAGUAGCUGCGGGCACAUUAUGCAUGCCCAUUGUUGGCAAAGGUAUUUUGAUUCCGUUCAAGCUAAAGAACAGCGAAGGCAACAGAGAUUACGCUUACAUACAAGCUAUGAUGUAGAAAAUGGAGAAUUCCUUUGCCCUCUUUGUGAAUGCUUGAGUAAUACUGUUAUUCCUCUGCUACUUCCUCCAAGAAAUAUUUUUAACAAGAGGUUAAAUUUUUCAGAUCAACCAAAUCUGACUCAGUGGAUUAGAACAAUAUCUCAGCAAAUAAAAGCAUUACAGUUUCUUAAGAAAGAAGAAAGUACUCCUAAGACUGCUUCUUCAAAGAAUUCAGAGAAAAUGAAUAAAUUACAGCUCCCUGAAGGGUUUAGGCCUGAUUUUCGUCCUAAGAACCCUUAUUCUGAGAGCAUAAAAGAAAUGCUAACAACAUUUGGAACUGCUACAUACAAGGUGGGCCUGAAGGUUCAUCCCAAUGAAGAAGAUCCCCGUGUGCCCAUAAUGUGUUGGGGUAGCUGUGCGUACACCAUCCAAAGCAUAGAAAGAAUUUUGAGUGAUGAAGACAAGCCAUUGUUUGGUCCUUUGCCUUGCAGACUGGAUGACUGUCUUAGGUCACUAACAAGAUUUGCAGCAGCACAUUGGACAGUGGCAUCACUUUCAGUGGUGCAAGGACACUUUUGUAAACUUUUUGUGUCACUGGUACCUAAUGGCAGCCAUGAAGACCUUCCAUGCAUAUUAGAUAUUGACAUGUUUCAUUUGUUGGUGGGCUUGGUGCUCGCUUUCCCUGCGCUGCAGUGUCAAGAUUUUUCAGGGAUCAGCCUUGGCACUGGAGACCUCCACAUUUUUCAUCUGGUUACUAUGGCACACAUCAUCCAGAUCUUACUUACCUCAUGUACAGAAGAGAAUGGCAUGGAUCAAGAAACUUCCACCAGUGAAGAAGAAGCAGCAGUUCUUGCUUUGUAUAAAACACUUCAGCAGUAUACAGGAAGUGCCUUGAAAGAAAUACCCUCUGGCUGGCAUCUGUUGAGGAGUGUCAGAGCUGGAAUCAUGCCUUUCCUGAAGUGUUCAGCUUUGUUUUUUCAUUACUUAAAUGGAGUUCCUUCCCCACCUGACAUUCAAGUUUCUGGAACAAGCCAUUUUGAACAUUUAUGUAACUAUCUUUCCCUACCCAACAACCUGAUUUGCCUUUUUCAAGAAAAUAGUGAGAUAAUGAAUUCACUGAUUGAAAGUUGGUGUCAAAAUAAUGAAGUUAAAAGAUACCUAGAAGGUGAAAGAGAUGCUAUAAGCUAUCCUAGAGAAUCUAACAAAUUAAUAGACCUUCCAGAGGAUUACAGCAGCCUCAUUAAUCAAGCAUCCAAUUUCUCGUGCCCCAAGUCGGGUGGUGACAAGAGCAGAGCGCCAACUCUGUGCCUUGUAUGUGGGUCUCUGCUGUGCUCCCAGAGCUACUGCUGCCAGACGGAACUGGAGGGGGAAGACGUCGGUGCCUGCACAGCACACACCUACUCCUGCGGCUCUGGGGUGGGCAUCUUCCUGAGAGUACGGGAAUGUCAGGUGCUAUUUUUAGCUGGCAAAACCAAAGGCUGUUUUUAUUCUCCUCCUUACCUGGAUGACUAUGGGGAGACUGACCAAGGACUCAGACGGGGAAAUCCUUUACAUUUGUGCAAAGAACGAUUUAAGAAGAUUCAGAAGCUGUGGCACCAGCACAGUAUCACAGAGGAAAUUGGACAUGCACAGGAAGCAAAUCAGACACUGGUUGGCAUUGACUGGCAGCAUCUAUAAGGAUUUCUCUAUCCAAAACGCAAACGUGUGUUUGUAACUGGUUGGCUUUUCAAGAGAGUAGGAAAGAAGUUUUGCUGAAUUUUGAAAUAAAUUCUUUAUUUAAACUUUCCUUCCCAGUUUUAUUUUUAUGGUUUCUGGCUCCAGGGACUGGCGAGAGUCAUUCAUCUUCCAUCGGCAGAUUUUCUUGCUGUUUGCUGUGUCCCUCAAAUGUAAUGUCUUGGGUUUUAGGGUCCAGCAAGGCACUUCUCUUCCUAGACUGGAUCACAGCCCCUUUGUGGGAGUCUGACCCAUUUUACCUGACUGUUUGUAGUGAACUUCAGGUCUGAAGCUGGUUCAAAAGACACAAGAAGCAUAGUCUCUGUGGUCUGUUGGAGUCAUAUGAUCCUCUCAAUGACUCGAAGCUAGGACUGUACUGAUGUUUCCCUCUGCUGACAGAACCCUACCUCUAAGAGCGAAGUGGUCGAUUCUGAAGGCAGUAUUACUUUCUUUCCAUCGACGGUGGGAGGGCUAGGCGGACACUCAUGCAGGGGAAGCCCAUGGGGAGGAGGUGGCUUCUUAGCGUGCCGGUUGGUUUUUCGGGGCUGUUGAGGGUUGGAUUUUUAUUUUUUCUAUUUUUGGCAAAAACUUUUGUCUUUGAGAGAAAAAAACUCACUUCAAGGGCUUUUUGAAACUUAAAGAAUAUUCUAAUUUUUCAGACAGUAAUAUUCUGUUAUUUCUAAGGCUAAAUUGUAUGCAACUAGAUCAAACACUAGCAAAAAAAAAGUGAAAACCCACCCCCACCCAGCAUUUUCUGGAAUAGAUGAAUUGCUACUUACUUGCUAGCUCACUUAGUAUAACCUGGGACAGUCUGUGCCCAGGCUUUUUAUUCUUUUUGAACAUUAUUCUAAGAGGUGCCUUCCCAGAACAAUAGCUGCUUAUAAAAUAGCUUAUAACUACUAUAUACUACACAACUACUAUUAUUUGAUAGGCAUGUGCUGAGAGCAUGAAUACACACAGGCAGUGACAGCAGAUUUAGUGGAGAAAUAAAUUUGAGCCUUUCUAAGGUGGGGCUAAGGGACAAAUAAAUAAAUAAAAAGAGGCUCUUGGAUGUUUUAACCCAUGCAGAUGACCCUCUCAGUUUCCUUUGAAUUGCAUCUCCAAGCACCAUUCCACUCAGCUGCCACUCAGCGGUGCAUGCUCCACAGUAAACCUAGAGAAGGUCAGACAUCCAGACCUGAGGCCAGAGUAAGUGGGACGCAGAAGCCACAUUCUGCCCCAGGGCACUGUGGGAAAGAACUUCCUCCACUUGAGAGGAUGGCCAUUACUGCUCCUGCUUGGGACUGGCUCACCCAGCUGAGAGGAGGACCAGCAGGAGGAAGGUUCGAAUUAGAAUUCACUUUCCCCUCCUUUCCCGGCCUUUCUUCCAUGUGGGGCUAUGAAUGCAUAUUUAAUGUUUAUUUUGGCCUUUUCACUUCCAGUUCCUUUAGCUUUUUGAUUUUCUGCGUAUGUUGACCAAGCUUAAACUUAAAAUGACAAGACCAGGUAUCUCUCUAUAAGUGGCUUACAAACAUUUUCCCCAAAUCGUGAGAAUACUUCAGCUUUCAGACUUGACUUCAUAGAAUGGAGUUAGGAAGGGGCAUCCCUGGAUCCCAUUCUCUGAGAGCGUCAGGGAGUCUGCGAAAAGACGAAUUUACAUGACAUAGCAACACACACAACUUUUUAUUUUCUGGUGUGAGGCUAGUGUCUUCCCUCCCUAAUGAAUCACCUUAGUUUUAUGAUUUGUUCGGCAUGUUUUAUGUUUAUUGUAGAAAAGUUUAUAUAACAUAAGCUUUCCAUAUCAGGGAAAAUCAUAUCUGUUUAAUACAUUGGUAUAACUUUAAUAUCUGUGGACAACUUGUAAAAUUUGGAAUGUAUCAUAUGUAAAAAGUUUAAAGUUAUCCAAAUAAAUGCUUUGGGUGUUGACAGGA
Messenger RNA from Carlito syrichta (Philippine tarsier), 7136 nucleotides. It is a transcript of the gene UBR2, whose product is annotated as ubiquitin protein ligase E3 component n-recognin 2. Gene Ontology annotation, cellular component: ubiquitin ligase complex; cytoplasm. Gene Ontology annotation, molecular function: zinc ion binding; ubiquitin protein ligase activity. Lineage: Eukaryota; Metazoa; Chordata; Mammalia; Primates; Tarsiidae. Gene Ontology annotation, biological process: ubiquitin-dependent protein catabolic process via the N-end rule pathway. The record is from RefSeq and is a predicted model, not a curated record. The transcript is spliced from 46 exons. The coding region runs from base 109 to 5190 and encodes 1693 amino acids.